This is a messenger RNA of Amoebophrya sp. A120, 1821 nucleotides long. The record is from the annotation of a GenBank genome assembly. NCBI's taxonomy places the organism in Eukaryota, Dinophyceae, Syndiniales, Amoebophryaceae.
AUGGACCAAAAAAGCCCUCGGUCCACCAAAAUCAUGAUAAGCCACAGGAGCAGCAACAGCUAUGAACCGACGGCGGGAAGUUUGGGUCCCAAGCCUCUGUACAAUUACAACUCGCAGCCGCUUUUUGCUCGCGACGCCGAGCGCAGAUCACAACAUACAGAUCGCGACGGAGAUCAUUUUUCGUCUCAUGCACGUCCACAUCAUGGACAUGGAGGACCACAGUUUGCAGCGGCCUCCGACCAAGUUACAAUGGCCACCACUGCGGCCAGCGAUGGAUAUGGCACCACUAAUUCCCAUCUACCCUCUAGCGGGCCGGCCUCGUCUGGUCCAACCUCCACAGCGUCGUCAAAAAAGACACGACCUGCGCAGGUUUCCUUUCUGAGCACCACCGCUCAACAGCAUCCAGGAGGAACCCAUGACGCAGCUGCUUCAUUUUCUUCGCGGUGCAACGCGGCGUCUGUUAGAAGCAUGACGAUGAAUUAUGACCAUGGGGAUCGCUCAAGAGCGUACAGGUCCACACAGGAUGAUCACUCACUGCCCUUGGGACGAAUUGGAAAGAGUUCUGGGCCAAUAAAUCAAGAAGUAAUGAUCCACCAGCACCGCCUUCCACACGAAGACCGCGACUCUUUUGGGCCGGACGAAGAAGAGGAAUUGGACGAUCCGUUCUUGCAAAAGGAGCAGAAUCUGCAAGACUUGAAACUAGAUUUGCAAUCGCUGUUCCGCGUGUCGAAACAGCAGAACGAGGCUCAGAAAAUCAGCAUCCAGGGACUUCAGGUGGAGUUGAAUCACGCGAACAACUUGAAAAUGCAGUUGGAGCAGGACAACGAGAAGCUGAAGAAGGGCAACGAUCUGCUGAUCCAACGGUGUAACGCCCUCGUGUCGGAGAUGGCGACGUUGAAAAUAUCAAAUGUAAAAAUGUCUGGGUCUGGAAGAUUCUGAGACUUGUCAUGCACGUUUUGCAUGGGCCAUGAUAUCUGUGAUGCAUGCCCUAGCAUCACAGACUUUUUGAGGGCUCUGUGAUGCCUAUUCCGCAUGGCAAAUGCCCUCUCCGCGUAGCCAAAAUUGCAUUCCCUUUGCUGCUUAUGCAAUACAGAUUUUUUUGGAAUCCAAAUGCAGCAUCACAAGUUCGGAUUCUUCCAGACCCAGACAUUUUUACAUUUGAUAGAAAACCAACGUGAGCAAAACAAAACAGGAGCGCGACAAGCUGGAGAUAUCAAAUGUAAAAAUGUCUGGGUCUGGAAGAAUGCGCGAUUUGUCAUGCAGCUUUUCCAUGACCCAUGAGGUCUGGAAUGCAGGACCUAGCAUGACAGAUUCUGUGCGAUCUCUCUCAUGCCUCUCCUGCAUGAGAAACUCCCUUCCGACUUGGUCAAAACUGGACGACUUUUGGUAAUCAUGCAACACAGAUUUUUGCAUGUUUCAGAUCUAGCAUGACAAGUUACAUUCUUCCAGACCCAGACAUUUUUACAUUUGAUAGGAGAAGCUCUUUUUCGAUUUGAAGCAGAAGAGCGAGGAAAAGAAGCACUUCCUGAAAAAGGGGCUGGAAGAAAUGAAGCAAAAACUGACGAUCGAACGAAGAAGAAACAAACACCUCGCGUCCGCGUUGCGGUCCCUACAGCGCGACUUUUUCGUUGAAAAAAUGCGCCGAAAUUUGGCAGAAGAAAGUUGAAGAGGGACUCGUUUCUGUUUCAUGUGUUGCAAACUCGAUAAGCACUGUUUCACUUCUGAAUUUGCAAAUAAGAACGAAGUAAUUACAUAGAUCACUUUUGUUUUUGUUGUACGCGAACACGUUUCAAGUUUAGGAGCAGGCGGUGGAAGAGAAAU